Molecule: messenger RNA, 1099 nt
Organism: Sus scrofa (pig)
Lineage: Eukaryota; Metazoa; Chordata; Mammalia; Artiodactyla; Suidae
Gene: CHLSN
Product: chromosome 3 C7orf50 homolog
Source: RefSeq, a predicted model, not a curated record
GUCCCGGCCCUGGCGGCUACCGCUCGCCAUUGGCCAGCGGGGAGACGGAGGCGGGCCUCAGCCAAUGGGGGGGGGGUGCAGCUCCGGAGGGCGGGUCCCCGUUACCUGGGCGCCGCGUCUGCCGGAAGCCGGCGCUGGAGGCCACGCGCAGGAUGGCAAAACAGAAGAGAAAAGACGCAGGAGUGACAGAGAAAAAGAGCAAAAAAUUGAAGACAUCGGCGAGAGAGAUGCCGCCGGCCCCCGCAGCCCCAGCGGCCACUGACGAGGUCCAGGGAGCUGUGUCCCCAGAGGAGCAGAGGGUCCUGGACAGGAAGCUGAAGAAGGAGCGGAAGAAGGAGGCGCGCAGGCUGCUGCGCGAGGCCGGCAUCCCUGCGGCCUGGAGCCCGCCAGCCAGGCCCUCGGGGGCCGAGCUGGCCCUGGACUACCUGUGCGGCUGGGCCCAGAAGCGCGAGGACUGGAGGUUUCAGAAGACGAGGCAGACCUGGCUGCUGGUGCACAUGUACGACAGGGACCAGGUCUCCGAGGAGCACUUCCCCACGCUGCUGGCCUACCUGGAGGGGCUCCAGGGCCGGGCCCGUGAGCUGACUGUGCAGAAGGCCGAGGCGCUGAUGCGGGAGCUGGACCAGGCGGGGGCCGGCGCGGAGGCCUCGCUGCUGGGGAAGACCCAGCGUGCCCGCCAGGUGCUGCAGCUGCUCUCCUAGGGGAGCUCGGGUGGGCCUGCGCCUCUCGGGCUCCAGGGGCGGGGUCCCCGGUCCCCCUGACCCCUGGCUCUCGGAAGGACUGCCUCUCGCUCCAGCUCAGCCAGCUCACCCCAUAGGGAUGGCGGCUGAGCCCCUUCACAGCGGAAGGCGCUCACUCAAACCACCUGGCCUCCCAGUGGCCCUCCAGCCCCCGAGGAGGGGCUUAUUGGGGGACGUGUCUAUUUUUCUACCAGGAUGUCUUGGAGGCUGGCUGGCGUCAGCCCUUCCUGCCAGCUGUGUCCGUCCCUGUGUUCACCGAGGGCCUGGGCUGUGGCUCAUGGGCCUUGCUGGCCAAUUAUAAGGGAAAGCUGAGUAUUUUCAGUAAAAACUGGCCCCCAGAGGCCGUGCCUCUCCUGUGA